GAUUUCGGAAAUGAGUGUAAAAAUUACUGAACACAAAAUAAACGUUACUACCGUAGAUGAUCCUUACGAAGUGGAAAAAUGCGGCAAGUGGAUUGAUGCAUAUAAUUUAAAUAAGGUAUGCUUACAAUUUCCUGAUAACCUGUUACCUGAUUCUGUACAAAUUGCAUUACGUUUGGAAAAUCGUAUCAAUAAGAAAGUAUACAUUUUGGGAGAUACUUCUUGCGGUACUUGUUGCGUAGAUGAAAUAUCAGCUCAACAUAUGAAUGCAGAUGGCAUAAUACAUUUUGGACACGCUUGUUUAAAUCCUACUACUCGGUUAUCAGUAUUUCAUGUGUUACCAAAAACAGAAAUUAACAUGAUAGAAGUUAUUGACAAAUUUACAUCUCAUUUUCAAGACACAUGCAAAAGAAUUUUAUUUUUUUAUAAUGUUGCAUAUGCACAUAAAAUUGAAGGUAUAUACGAAGUGCUAAGUCCACUUUAUAAAAAUUUAAUCUUUUCAUCAUUAAACUGUACUUCCAAUGUGGAAUUCACAGAUGUUAAAGAUAAUAUGUCUACAAUAAUCUUAGGCAGAAGCUUUAAAUUAGAAAAAGGAUAUAAAAUAGAAGAUUAUGAGGCAUUUUUCCUUGGAAGUGGUGAUAAAACAUUCACCACAUUAGAAAUAACAAUUCCUGCAAAAAAAUGGUACUAUUUUGAAAAUAGUAGUAUCACUGAAUACCAAGCUUUAAGUACUCCAUGGUUAAAAAGAAGAAGGUUUUUAAUUGAGAAAUUAAAAGAUGCUAAAGUUGUUGGAAUUGUUGUAGCCACAUUAGGCAUUAAAGAUUACCUGAAAAUAUUAUCAAUGAUUAAAAAUAUUCUUAAACAGAAAAAUAAAAAAUCUUAUAUUCUAAGUGUAGGUAAAGUGAAUCCAAUGAAACUUGCUAAUUUUCCAGAGAUUGAUGUUUUUGUUAUGAUAACAUGUCCUGAAAAUGAAGUAUUUGAUUCUAGAGAAUUUUUAAAACCAAUACUUCUGCCUUAUGAAGUAGAACUAGCAUUUAAUAGUUCGAGAGAAUUGCACACGGAAUAUUAUAUGGAUUUUAGACAAAUACUUCCUGGAGGAUUGAGUUAUGUAGAUUUUAAAGCAUCAACAAAUUCAGACAUUUCAUUAAUUACUGGUAAACUUAGAGAUUGUGAUGAAAAUCUGCCAUGUACAGAUAAAAUGAAUGCAUUAGCAAUUAAAGAUUCAGGUGUUGUUGCAAUUGGAAAAGCAGGAGCUGAAUUUUUACAGAAUAGAGCAUGGAAAGGGCUUGAACAAAGAUUAGGAGAAGAUACAGUACAUUCAGCAGUAAUUGGUCGAUCUGGUUUACCAAGCAGUUAUGAUAGUGAACCUCUUUCUAUACGAACAAACAACAAUUGAACAUAGUGUUAUUGUUUGUAGGAUUUCAG
Dufourea novaeangliae is the source of this 1422-nucleotide messenger RNA. It is a transcript of the gene Dph2, whose product is annotated as diphthamide biosynthesis protein 2. Lineage: Eukaryota; Metazoa; Arthropoda; Insecta; Hymenoptera; Halictidae. Gene Ontology annotation, biological process: protein histidyl modification to diphthamide. Gene Ontology annotation, molecular function: 2-(3-amino-3-carboxypropyl)histidine synthase activity. The record is from RefSeq and is a predicted model, not a curated record. Bases 11 to 1393 code for a protein of 460 amino acids. The transcript has 5 exons.